AUCGAGCCGAUUUGGAAGUCCGCCGACUUCAAGUCUGCACACAUACUAAUGUCAUGAUGGCAGUUGGCACCGCUGAACUCAAGGCCCUCCAAGACUCGUUGCUAAACACCAGCGGAGCAGCCGCACUACACGAUCGAUUUCGUGCACUGUUCACACUCAAGUCUUUGAAAAGCGAAGACGCGGUCGCCAUCAUAUCCAGAGGUUUUCAGGAUCGAUCUGCUCUUUUAAAACAUGAGUUGGCAUAUUGUCUAGGCCAGAUGAAGCGCACGUCAGCACUCCCUGUGCUAGAGUCAGUCCUCCGAAAUGAGGACGAAGACCCUAUGGUGCGGCACGAGGCAGCGGAAGCUAUGGGAGCAAUUUCUUCCACUUCUUCUAUCCCGAUCCUGAAGGAAUACCUCGCCGAUCGCAAUCGGAGUGUCCGCGAGACUUGUGAGAUCGCCCUUGCCAAGAUUGAAUGGGAUAACUCGGAAGAGGGAAAAAAACACCUUGUCGAGAAACAGUCCACUGAUGCGCUACCGUCCUAUACAUCCAUCGACCCUGCCCCGCCGUCGUCCAAACUUCUCUCUGGAACGCCGAGACCGGAGGAUAUCGAUAAUGCGACCAUUCAUACACUCAAGUGUACACUCCUGGACACUGGGCUACCUUUGUUUGAGCGAUACCGUGCGAUGUUUGCCCUUCGGAACAUUGGUACGCCCGCCGCAGUCGAUGCCCUUGCGGCAGGAUUCUCAGAUGACAGCGCUCUGUUCAAACAUGAAGUUGCGUUUGUCUUCGGGCAGUUGCUCUCGCCACACGCUGUUCCCGCUCUUUUAAAAGUCCUACAAGACACUUCUGAAUCCGACAUGGUGCGACAUGAAGCAGCUGAAGCUUUGGGUGGGAUAGCAACGCCGGAAGUGCUUGAGUACCUGAAAGAAUGGAUGACAAGAGAGGAUGCCCCUACAGUCGUGCGUGAGAGUUGCCAAGUUGCGAUUGACAUGUGGGAGUAUGAAAACUCGGAUCAGUUUCAGUAUGCCAAUGGCCUGGAGAUCGUCAAGAGCACGGCCGAAUGUAUUCCACCCCUCUAAUACAUUUCAGGCUCCGGUAGCGUCCACGUGUAGGGAAGGAGUUUGAUAAGUAUUAGAUCAUUAGACCGAGCUUCAGGCCAGUACUACAUAUGUAGUAGUUGUAAAACGGGAGACGCCAAGCGUAUGUAUAAUCUGAGUAAGCGUUUAUGUAAC
Pisolithus orientalis is the source of this 1214-nucleotide messenger RNA. Its product is annotated as deoxyhypusine hydroxylase. NCBI's taxonomy places the organism in Eukaryota, Fungi, Basidiomycota, Agaricomycetes, Boletales, Pisolithaceae. The transcript has 6 exons. Gene Ontology annotation, biological process: peptidyl-hypusine biosynthetic process. The coding region runs from base 54 to 1061 and encodes 335 amino acids. Gene Ontology annotation, molecular function: deoxyhypusine monooxygenase activity. The record is from RefSeq and is a predicted model, not a curated record.